AUGGCCAGAGAUCCGUUUCUGCUGUCAUCGACGGCCCCUUUGUCCAUCGUGCCCGCUCAAAUCCAUAUAGGCCAUGUGCAGCUACGAGAUCUCCUAAUCUGCCCUCGCGAGACGGGGGUCGUCAACUACGUUCAACGCCAGUCGAUUGUCGAGCAAAACCUGCAUGACACUGACUCGCCGACCCGAACACUUGCAGAGCUGCCCUUCACACCCAACACCCUCACCUCCCUCCGGAUAGGCGAACACGACACGCUCUUAGCUGCAGGUGGUCAGGACGCAGAGAUCCACCUUUCCUACCACGCGCCGACCUCAUCCCGCCAGCGCCGCACAAAUUGCGUAUGGCAAUACGAACGUCAAUUGAGCGGAUCCAUAAACAACUCUGUCGUACUCACGUCCCUCAACCUCACUCGCUCACACGAAAGCAGUGUCGAGCCCCGUGUGGCCAUCAGCAACAACGAUUGCACCGUCAAAUUCUACGAUAUCCCUAUUCGAGCACAGAGCCAGAAACGCACAAUCAAAGAAGCGGGUUCGUUGCGAUUGGAUGUACCGAUCAACCAUUCUUCAAUAUCGCCCGAUGGGCGUACACUUCUCUCUGUCGGGGACUCUUCCAAUGUCUAUUUUCACCACAUCUCAGGGGGCGCUCGCCUCACGUUUUCUCCUAUAAAGACCCUCACCAUCCCCGCUCCUGAUACGUCACCCUAUCUAUCCUCAUCGCUCGCAGCAUCCUUCUCCACCGCCUUUUCGUCAGAUGGCAUGAAGUUUGCCGUGGCAUCGCAAGAAGGGGUUGUGGCUGUGUGGGACGUGCGGAGCUGCAAACCUCUCAAGGUGUUUCAAACUGACAAAACGCGGGUACCUUCAGGGAAUGGAGGUGCAUCCGGAUGGCUCUCAGACGAUCCAUGGGAAUGGACGCGAGGGAGCUCAAAGGCCCCAGGAUGGAGCGUCCGCAAUGUUAAAUUUAACACCGGCAAUUUUGGCAAGGAGAUCAUGGCGUUUACGGAGCACACGUCUUUGAUCCACCUUGUAGACGCGCGGACGUUUGAGACGGACGAAGUCAUUCGUGUGCCUACGGUGCCCAGGCGCUCACAACCCCCACCUGCGUCGAGACCGCAGCAACUACGGCCUGUGCACCCACCCCCACAACAACAACAGCAACAACAACGACAUUUCUUUACAAGCAGUACCAGCUCCUCACGCAUCGGAUCUCCACCCAGCUUCCUUGUUUCUGGACCGUCCAGUCCCCGGAGACCGCCUACGAUCGCUCAUCGUGAUCUAUCCAUCGUCCAAGCGCUCGGAGACGCGUUUCGGAUCCCAACGUCGGCGUAUUCGGCCCCGUCAUCGAUAUCCGAUUCGACCUGGCGGACACUCAGCGGGCUUGCGCACCGGUCAAGCGCCAGUGGAGCAAGAGGUGCAGGACAGAGCGAGCAACAAGACCUGCUUUUGAUCCCGCCUUUGGGUGAUAGGGACGUGGAGAGCGAGGUGCACGCGUUGUUGGAGGGACAUGCGGGGCUGCAGAGGGCUACGAGGCACCCGGGGGUGGUUAAUGAUGAUGAGGAUCUGGAGGAUGAUUUCGCGGAGGAUGAGGAUGAUGAUCGGGAUACGAAUUCGGGGAGUACGCAUGCGGAUUAUGAGUACCGUAUUGGUGGUGGGGGGAGUGCUGGGGCUAGGAGGAGGAAUAGAACGAAUAGGACGAGGAGUGGUGGGGAUUUGCAGCUGCCACAGACACAAGCGCAACAUUUGAUGGAGGUUGAUGAGAUUGAUGGGAAUUCUUCUGCUGGGGAAUGUAUCUCCCGUACACCCUCGCGAAGCUCUUCACCCACCCCGUCUUCUACUCGUCGAGAACGAUCUGUUCGCAGACACACUUCUUCGUCGUCGCCUAUGAGUUCUGGGGACCACCAGGCGAAGGGGAGUUCUGCGGGAGAGAUGGUGUACCCCUCUGAUGACCUUGACCUUGCUGGGGUGUGCUUUGAUCCUUAUGGGGGACGGAUAUAUGUUGCGUCUACGGAGGCGGUGGUGGAGUGGGGUAUCAGGGGGGCGGAUAAGUGUUGGUGGUUUGGAGAUGGGUGGCGGUAG
Laccaria bicolor S238N-H82 is the source of this 2070-nucleotide messenger RNA. RefSeq lists its product as uncharacterized. The coding region runs from base 1 to 2070 and encodes 689 amino acids. The transcript is spliced from 3 exons. NCBI's taxonomy places the organism in Eukaryota, Fungi, Basidiomycota, Agaricomycetes, Agaricales, Hydnangiaceae. The record is from RefSeq and is a predicted model, not a curated record. Gene Ontology annotation, molecular function: protein binding.